AUGAGAUGCCUGUUGUGGGCGCUGAUGGCCCAACUGCACAGCUCUUUGGAUAUGGCAGCGCUAGAGAAGGACGUGCUGCACGACAAGAACGACGAUGCCUGGACGACUUCGUCCCAGUUCAAGCGCGACCUGGUGGCCUUGUUCAGCAACAGCUCUGAGGAACAGGUGCUCGAAGUGGGGGCCCACCUCGGCCAUUGCACUCGCGUUCUGGCGCGGCUCUUCCGCACCGUGCUGGCACUCGAGCAUUCCCCGCACGUGCUGAAGCAGAACGCCCAGCGGAACGCCGACCUGGCCAACGUGGUCUACUUGAGGUUCCACAGCGUCCUGGACGACUGGACGACGUUCGCGUCCACCAGGAUCUCGGCGGUUUUCAUCGACGCGGCCCACGACUACGCCAGCGUCCGGCACGACCUGGACAGGGCUUUGGCCUUACCAGAGGUGCACAGCAUCGUGCUGGAUGAUUAUGGCACCCGCACUGGAGUGCACCAGGCGGUGCACGAGGUCCUGCAACUGGGCCAAGCGACGCUGAAACGCUACGUGGGCCGUGCGCCGCCCUGGUCCUACGAUGGACGCACGGAGGUGCUUGACUGGGAGGGGGUGGUCUUGGAGCCAGUGAGGACGAAGAAGGAGGAGCCACCCCUGGCGCAGGAGGUGCUGGGUAGCUGGCUGGUCUUCCCUGCCGGGGUCUUCUCCACCGGAUACUUCGUGCCCCACGGCCACAUCGACCUCGCCAGCACUCAGACGGGGACCAGCUCCUAUGGUGCCUUGGAAUGGAGGCAGGCCAUCAGGGGUGAGCUGGGCAGCGAAGAGGAAGAUCGCACCUUGAUCCUCCAAGUCUCGGAGCCGCCCUACCUGCGGAUGCAAUGCCAAGUGAAUGCCGAGAGGACAGGCAUGGCAAUCUUGCGGAACGAUGGGGUGGUCUUGGUGGCUGUCCGGAAGGAUAUGAUGAGGGUGAUCGGUGACAAGUUGCUCAGCUUCUUACACUGA
Molecule: messenger RNA, 987 nt
Organism: Durusdinium trenchii
Lineage: Eukaryota; Dinophyceae; Suessiales; Symbiodiniaceae
Source: the annotation of a GenBank genome assembly